AUGAGUGAAAUUUUUACACUUCAAUAACUAGCAUAAUUGCAAAGAAAUUUUGUUAAAAGAAAAAUCUAAAUCAAUUUAGAAUGUAAAAAAUAAUUAAAGCAAAUAAGAGACCAAAUAUAAAGUAAUUGAUGAGGCAGUUUAAAUACUGGAAUGGAAGACCACUCCAUCGGAAUUUGAAUGCCAUAUCUUUUGGAAGGAUACUUAUGUAACAGAUGAAGAAUAUCGUCGUUUGUUGCCUUAUUAGAGAAUCAAUCAUUUUCCAGGAUCAUACAUGUUAGGAAAAAAGAAUGAAUUAUGCAGAAAUUUAAAUAAGAUGCGUAAACAAUAUCCUUAGGAUUACGAUUUCUACCCAAAAACAUGGCACUUACCUUAUUAAAGCGAAGAAUUAAGAAAUAAAUAAGGAACAGGAAUUUUUAUAAUAAAACCAGAAGCUAAUUGUUAAGGAAGGGGAAUAUUUUUGACAAAAAAAUUAGAUUCUUUUUUGGAUAAGCAUUAUGUAGUAUAAGAAUAUAUAAGUAAUCCUUAUCUAAUUGAUGGAUUGAAAUUUGAUUUAAGGUAUUAAUUUGAAAAGAAUUUUAGAAUAUAUGUUAUGCUAAAAUCUAUAACUCCAUUAAAAAUCUUUAUGUAUUAAGAAGGAUUAGCAAGAUUUUCAACUAAAAAGUAUGUAAGACCUUAAAAGAAGAAUUUAAGUAGUGUAACUAUGCAUUUAACAAAUUAUGCAAUUAAUAAAAGAAGUAAAGACUUUGUGUUUAAUGAUGAUACAAAUAAAGAUGAUGUUGGUCAUAAAAGAUCACUUUCUUCAGUAUUUAAAGUAAUUUUAUAUAUUAUGUAAAAGUACUUAAAAGAUUAGGGUCAUAAUGUAGAAUAAUUGAUAUAAUAAAUUAAAUCAGUGAUAGUAAAGACUAUUUAAAGUGUAUAAGCUGAUUUAGCACACUUGUAUAGAUCGUAAUAACAUAAUGCUGAUGGAAUAGAAUAAUGUUUUGAAUUAUUUGGUUUUGAUAUUCUGUUAGAUUCAAAUCUCAAACCUUGGUUACUUGAGGUUAAUCAUACUCCUUCAUUUUCUACUGAUACACCAUUGGAUAAAAUCAUAAAAAAAAAUUUAAUUUUAGAUACAUUAAUUUUAUUAGAUAUUAGAAAUAAACCCAAGAAAAAUUAUUUAGAUUAGAAAAGAGCUCCAACAUUUUAAAGGCCUCUUAAAAUGAGUUAAGAUGAAAAAGAAAAAUAAUUAAAUAAAGUAGCUAUUUUUGAAAAUAAGCAUUUAAAUGGCUAUCUUAGAGUUUACCCUGAUGAAGUAUAUUUAUAACUAAUUCAGAUAGAAUUUUGAAUAUUUUGAAUAAUUUAUGCCCCCUAAAUAAAAAGAGAAAGAAACACAAAUAUUAUAGCUAUAAUUUGAAAUUACAAAGCCACCUGAAAAAAUUUAGAAACUCUAAACAGAAACUCGACCUCCUUUAGGUAAGGUUCCUAAAAGACUUUCAACAAAUCAAUCAUUUAGUGAAUUAGAAGGCUAAUAAAUUUAGUAAUUAACAAUGAGGAAUGUUGUUGCUCCUUAAACUAGAACUUCUUCUUAACAAAGACCUUUUAGUAGUAUAGCUACCAUAAAUCGACCAGUUAGUGCUAUCAGAAAACCUUUAUAUGGAACUUAAAUUUAAAAUCCUAAUUAAUCUUCUAAUUAAUAAAAAUUAAUAUAUCCUCCUCCUAUUGAAUUACCACCAAGACCUGUCUUUAAAAUAAUUCCAAUAAAGACUUUUAGUUUCUAGAAAAUAGAAAAUACCUAAAAAAAUGAAUGA
Molecule: messenger RNA, 1787 nt
Organism: Paramecium sonneborni
Lineage: Eukaryota; Ciliophora; Oligohymenophorea; Peniculida; Parameciidae
Source: the annotation of a GenBank genome assembly